AUGGACUUCUCAAAGUGGCCGUUUUUGCUGGCGGUCCUGGCCGCGUGGUUGGGUUCGGUGCGUCCGUCCGUCCUUCAAGAGGACAGCACGACGAGAAACUUUGAAGAUGACUUCAAUCGGAUUAUGCAAGUGAUGGCGCAAGUAGGCAUGCCGCUCAUCUCGGACCUUGUGACAAGACCCGAGAUCUCAGGGCCCUGCUCAGUGAGCCUCUUGAAGACCUUCAUGGGCCUGCAGCAACAGAAAGGAUGGGCUCUAAGAAUGGCGAUGUCCAACGGCCUGCUGUCUUCUAACCUGCUCGAAGGUUCUUUCGUGAGCAUCGGCGGCUACGAGCAGUGCCUCAACACCCGAGUGUACUCGUCGGACGGACAGCUCUACUUCAAGGGCCAGUACUGCUCCGUCUAUGUUGAUACCAGAGGAUUUAAGAAGUUGAUCGUCAAACUUCAGGAAGCGGGGGAACUUACGGGACGAUUUGACCCUCUACAGAUGACGUCAAGUGAUACCUUUCAAAGCAUAGACAUCCGACAUUCGAUCUGCACGCCGUCAUUGUGCACGACAGAAGAUAUAGAUUUCUUUGUACGAUCACUGCUGCACGUCUACGGAAUGAACGGCACUGUGAGAGGAUGCAGAACGGACGACCCAAAAGAGAUUUCAGCUCUUCAAGCACUGUCAAUGGCAAUCAUUUGUCUGCUGCUUGUGCUUGUUGCCCUGGGUACUGUAUUGGAAUGGCUCCUACAAAAGAGCUAUGAUACGAAGAAAGUACGCGGACUUCCAUUGCGCAUCAUGCUCAUGUUCUCUGCCAUCACUAAUACUCGGUUCCUGUUGCGUACGGAAACCAAGGCCACGAGUAAGCCUAUCCAGUUCGUCUCUGGUCUGAAGGUGAUCAUGGCCUUCUGGGUUGUACUCGGACAUGCCUACCUUCUUGUCAACAGUGGAUUCUUCAACUCCGUGUAUGCUUCGGCCGGCGCAGCGGAGAACAUCACGUUUCUUUUCAUCCCGAAUGGAUUCUUGAGCGUGACAACCUUCUUCCUCAUCAGUGGUUUCCUGCUUUCAUACUUACUGACCUCCUCUCGUGAGGUCACUCUGAAGAAAAACAUUUUACUUGUCUACAUAGUGCCGUCCAUCAGACGAUACAUGAGAUUAACAAUCCCCAUGCUCGUCGUCGUACUGGCGGCUUUUUUGCUGCCAUUGAUUUCGAGCGGGCCGGCGGAUGAUGAAACCUUCACCCAGAUGAUCCGCGGAUGCAUCACUGGAUGGUGGAAGAUAAUCAUACACACCAACAAUUUUGUGAAAGACCGUACUAUGUGUUUACCGCACUUAUGGUAUGUCAGUGCUGACAUGCAGAUAUUUGUUCUAGUGGCAUUUCCGUUGGCUCUGUUCUCCUUGAGGUUUCCGAAAACGGCGUGCGGCUUUGCAGUGGCCAUUGUGUUAGGCUUUUCUGCCCUAACUAGCUUUCAAAUUCACUCAUGGAACCUGCUUUACGGAUUUAGCUUUGGGACUUACGAUGCAGGGAGAUUGGACCGCGCGAUGUCUUUGAUAUACCUUCGUCCCUUCACGCACGUUGGCUCAUACCUCAUCGGAGUGAUGUGCGGUCAUACGGCCGUCCAGUGCAAAGACAAGUCAAUUCAUCCGAUUGUGCAGGCACUUCUUUGGCUUGUUUCAACGGUACUGGCUAGCUUCGUUCUUCUCGCCACGUAUCCAUGGAACAGGGGGAACCUGCCCGACGACAUCCCAAACGCAAUCUAUGGGGGCUUCCAUCGUCCUCUCUGGGCCGUAGCCUUUUUCUGGCCCAUGUACGCCUGUGCCACGGGACGAGGAGGAUUCCUGAACGGCUUCUUCUCGUGGAACUUCUUUAUACCACUCUCUCGGCUGGCGUUUUCCAUCUAUCUGGUCCAAGCGCUAGUUUUUCAUCUUCGCAUGAUGCGGUUGAGAACCUACCUUAACGCCGAUGAAUUCUUUCAGUUCACAACGUCGCUCGGCGUUUUCGCCCUGAGCAUCUUCUUCGGCUACGUGCUCCACCUGACCGCCGAGGCUCCCGUCAUUCAACUUGAAAAACUGAUCUUCGGACCAACCAAAGACAAGAAAGCUUCAGAAACAAACGGCAAACCUUUCUUUGCCGCCGAUUCAGAAAAGUCACAGCUAUGA
Molecule: messenger RNA, 2142 nt
Organism: Ixodes scapularis (black-legged tick)
Lineage: Eukaryota; Metazoa; Arthropoda; Arachnida; Ixodida; Ixodidae
Product: nose resistant to fluoxetine protein 6
Exons: 15
Coding region: 1-2142 (713 amino acids)
Molecular function (GO): acyltransferase activity, transferring groups other than amino-acyl groups
Source: RefSeq, a predicted model, not a curated record